GAAGAGGCAGACAGAGAUGAACCACUGGUCCAUUUACCUGUUGGGAUGGACAACCUUCCUCCUCUACUCCUACGAGACAAGUGGAAAUGACAAGGCGGAGUGCGUCUUUCCCUUCACCUACAAGGGGUCUGUCUACUUCACCUGCACCAGAAGCAGCAGCUUCUCGCCGUGGUGUGCCACCAGAGCCGUGUAUAACGGGCAGUGGAAGCCGUGCUUGGUGGAAGAUUACCCACGGUGCAUCUUCCCCUUCAUCUACCGAGGAAAGUCCUAUCACAGCUGCAUCACGGAGGGCAGCUUCUUCGGGAAGCUGUGGUGCUCAGUCACCUCCAGCUUUGACGAGAAGCAUCAGUGGAAAUACUGUGAAGUCAACGAGUACGGGGGGAACUCCUUCAGCAAGCCCUGCAUCUUCCCCUCCACCUACAGAAAUGAGGUGAUCUAUGAGUGCCUCGAGGACAAAAACAACAAGCUCUGGUGCCCAACCACAGAGAGCAUGGACAAGGAUGGGAAGUGGAGCCUCUGCGCCGACACCCGAAUUUCCUCCUUGGUUCCCGGCUCUCCCUGCCACUUCCCAUUCAACUAUAAGAACAAGAAUUAUUUUAACUGCACUACAAAAGGAUCCAAGGAGAACCUUUCCUGGUGUGCAACCUCUUACAACUAUGACGAGGAUGGCACCUGGGUGUAUUGCUGAUGCAAAGGAAACAAGAAACGUCUUCAGAGCAAGAUGGACCCGUGGAGUCUGGAGCCACCUUCGUCUUUUUAAUGGCCUCUCUCAAGCUUAGAUGAUCCCCUUUAGAAAUACCCUGUCCAUGAUCUGUCUUAAGCGCAUGGUCACUUGUGAAACACAGAGGGAGCAUGUGGCUUGGCCACCAAUAAAGGAGCCCCAAGUUAACUCGGGCUGCCCUUCCGGCUUCCUGGAAUGAGAGAGAUGGCAAGGGGUGUGUGUGCAUGGGGACAGAAAUGCCGGCGACCGAGCUGGGGAGACUCGCAGUGGGCAGAUCAGAUUGGCAGCCCUGGGGCCCUGGGAAGGAAGUUCAGCCUGCUCUCUCGUCCUGGAAAAUCACAGACUUGGGUGGGGCAUUUGUAGGAGCUUAUUCAAUCAUCCAUAAAUAAAUGAGUAAG
Phyllostomus discolor (pale spear-nosed bat) is the source of this 1119-nucleotide messenger RNA. It is a transcript of the gene ELSPBP1, whose product is annotated as epididymal sperm binding protein 1. Gene Ontology annotation, cellular component: cell surface. The record is from RefSeq and is a predicted model, not a curated record. The transcript is spliced from 6 exons. Gene Ontology annotation, molecular function: heparin binding. NCBI's taxonomy places the organism in Eukaryota, Metazoa, Chordata, Mammalia, Chiroptera, Phyllostomidae. Bases 17 to 688 code for a protein of 223 amino acids.